AGACAUAUGGACCGAGAUGAAGUUGAUUCAACCUACAGUGGACUACUGAUGUUCAAUAAUGUGAGAUGGCUGAGUCGAGGUAAAGUACUUGAGCGAUUUGUGGAGUGCUUUGAAGAAAUUACGGUAUUUAUUGAGAAUAAGGAUCUGGCAAACUUUCCUCAGAUCAAUGAUCAUAAGUGGGUUAGCAAUUUGAUGUUUUUUACAGAUCUCUCUGUUCAUAUGAAUGAACUGAACUUAAAAUGCAAAAGUAUUGACAUUAUGUUUGGAUACAUCAAAUCUUUUGAAAGUAGACUUAAAAUUUUCAAGCGAGAUAUUGAAACUAAAACUUAUAAGUAUUUUCCUCGGAUAAAAAAGUAUUUCGAGAAGGCCACUACAAUGAGUGAAUGGAGUUCCUACUUAUGUACCAGAAUAUAG
Messenger RNA from Myotis brandtii (Brandt's bat), 414 nucleotides. Its product is annotated as general transcription factor II-I repeat domain-containing protein 2B-like. The transcript has 2 exons. NCBI's taxonomy places the organism in Eukaryota, Metazoa, Chordata, Mammalia, Chiroptera, Vespertilionidae. Bases 7 to 414 code for a protein of 135 amino acids. The record is from RefSeq and is a predicted model, not a curated record.